GGAGGAAUUACAUUACUGUCUUCUAGGUACCGUCCCGGUUGCGUCACGGUACAAAAGGUACGUACCUGCCCGCUAACAGCUCGUCCGCCUCCAGACCGGACAGGACGGGCUUCAGUUCCAUCACUGUUGGUUUAGCGCCCGGUCGCCAAGCCGCUUGACCAGUUCUGGUCUAGAUCGUCAACUCAUAACCGUCAAGUCGCACCUGUAGCACUGCUGCCGGAGAGGUUACGGCGAGCAUAGCAGCACCGAUCCGGAGCGGGGCAUCGGCAGGCACGUUCGCUGACAGCUCUCCGUAGGGGCAGCAGCCCGCAUAUCAGAACGCCCAAGUCGAAGGUAAUGUCCUCUUUCAACUUUCACAACACUUAUACCACAGGCUCCGACUAUCAGCUAUAUAGAACACCAAUUGAUCAGACAAUAUCCUUUCGACUGGAGACCUGAUCACAGGAGCAUCCACUUCAACAUCCUCUCACAUACAUCUCGACGACACCUCCAAGAUGUCACUCAAGAACACUGCCAAAGCCAAGGCGAACAAGUCAGAGCCUGUCGCCGACAGUUGGGAAGACGAAGAUGUCAGUUCGGAGUCCGAGCCCGAGGCCAAGACUGAAAAGAAGUCUGAGCGUGAGCGUGACUUUGACGCGGAGCCGGAAUCGUGGGAGGACGACAACAACAGUGAUGAAGAAAGAGCCCCAUCUCCUCCAUCUUCACGCAGCAGAAACCCAGAACCAUCAGCUACCACUUCGAUUCCACCAUACCUCGACUACAGUGGGCCAGGCAGCGCCAGCAAUGCUGCCUCCUCAGAGUACAAGAGGCCGGAGAAGACGGACGCAGUAGCCCGCCGCAUGAUCGCCGGUGCUCUUGGGCUGAAAGCACCCAAACUGACCGAGGAGCAAAAGGCCUACGACCGGGCCUUGCGCGAGAAGGAGCGCAAGAGAAAGGAGGAGGAGAGAGAGCGGAAGAAGAAGGCAGAGGAGGAGGCCUUAAAAGCCAAGCAGGCGAUUUGGGAAGACUAAGAGCAUUCCACCCAGCUCAGAGAAAGUCCAGCCGCCUACUCGGCAGGUCUUGAAAUGACAAAAAGCCCAACAGCACUGGACUAUAAAC
This is a messenger RNA of Neurospora tetraspora, 1098 nucleotides long. RefSeq lists its product as uncharacterized. Lineage: Eukaryota; Fungi; Ascomycota; Sordariomycetes; Sordariales; Sordariaceae. The record is from RefSeq and is a predicted model, not a curated record. The coding region runs from base 495 to 1010 and encodes 171 amino acids. The transcript has a single exon.